UGUUCCACGUUGGCCCGGACGUGGCAGUCGGCAGCAGGCUGGUGUGGAAAUCACAGUAGCCGGACCAGAGUAAACCGCCACACUUUGCUCUCCGUCUGCGGGCUAAUAUCACCGCUACCGCCACAGAUUGACACCUCCACGGCCAGCCAUGGGACUCACCAUCUCGUCCAUCUUCGGCCGACUGUUUGGCAAAAAGCAGAUGAGGAUUUUGAUGGUCGGGCUGGAUGCUGCAGGAAAAACGACUAUCUUGUACAAGCUGAAGCUCGGCGAAAUCGUAACCACUAUCCCAACCAUUGGUUUUAAUGUGGAGACAGUAGAGUAUAAAAAUAUCAGUUUCACUGUUUGGGAUGUGGGUGGCCAGGACAAGAUCAGACCCCUGUGGAGACACUACUUCCAGAACACACAGGGUCUCAUCUUCGUAGUGGACAGUAACGACAGAGAACGAGUGGCCGAGUCUGCAGAAGAGCUCUCAAAGAUGUUGCUGGAAGAUGAGCUGAAAGACGCCGUUUUGCUGGUGUUUGCUAACAAACAGGAUCUUCCUAAUGCCUUAACAGUCAGUGAACUGACAGAAAAGCUCGGCCUACAAGCCCUCCGCAACAAAACUUGGUACAUCGAGUCUACCUGCGCCACCCAGGGCACUGGGCUGUAUGAAGGACUUGACUGGCUAUCCAAAGAAUUGUCCAAGAACUAAUGAAGGAUCGGCGUUACAGAAGAAAGAGAGAGCGAGAACACCCCCGGACAGGAGAGAAGGCACAGACAUUCGAUGCAGACACAAAACGUCUUCCAGCACCAAUGUUCACUAAAAGGACACGGCUGGUGGACGACUUAAUCAUCUUUUGGAAAAAUUAACAUGUCGGUUUUUUUUCUUAUAUAAUCAAUACCAAUACUUUAUUAUCUCUUGACAUCAUCUCUAUUUUUCUCCUUUCGUUCCAAACCUCUCACAUGAGUUGUAAUCACACAUUCGGUUUCAUGAUGAGCAAAUGAGCUGUUGGAGGAAAAUUUCAGAAUAACGGGAGUUGUUUUUCCACUUGACACCCUGGCUCUUGUCUAGGCAGCAGUAAUCAACUUCUUGUAUAAUUGCCAGACUUACUUGUAGUCUUUCUGUGGCCCAGGUUGGGAGGCGAGGGUGGGGGGUUGGGGGAGGAAUGACAAUAUAACCCCAGAGCUUUGGUGAAGGACAAUUUGCAGGCUGCCACAAGCUGUUAAUCUCCAGAGGCCCUUGUGGAUAUUUGACUCCCUCACAGACCUGACCCUUUGCUCUUCACUGCUAUGUCCUCAAUUUCAUGCCAACUCAUUUUGUAAAGGCCCGUGGCUUGUAGAAUGAGAUGGAGAAGGAUUGCAGUGAUUUCGUUUAGUAGCGUGGAAUCACAUGGAUCCAAAAAAGGAAACGGUGUGCCUUCUGGUCCCCUUUUUUUUUUUUUUGCACAAAUCAGAGUAAUGCUAUCAAAUUCUUAGGUCAUGCUCCCCUCCUAAGACGCUUCCGUGACUUUAUGCUUUUGCAAGGCCAAAUUAUGCAACAAGACUCUUCCUUUUUGUGCUACGUUGGAUGGUGCGGUGCGGCGGUACCACACCGGUGUGAAUAUAGAUCGCUUCUUUGCCACUUGACUUUACGAUCAGCUGGGAUUUUUUUGUCCCGUUUGAACAUUUGUGAAUUUGCCUUCAUUCAUUUUGCCUCCUUUUUCUUUUAAUAAUCACUAUGAAAAAAAGGGAUUUACAUAAAAUUCUACCAACUAAACGUAAAAGAAGGAAGGAAGUGUCUUCUCAGUGUUGACAUAUGGCCAGCGCCAUUGCGACACAGUAAAGUAGCAUGUUUUUGUUGGGUUUUGUUGUUUUGUUUUGCCUUCUUUUUUUUUUUGGCAGCACGUAGUGUUUACAAGUUUGUUGUACUGUCUGGCAAAUACUGUAUUAUGUGCUUAAUUAUUCUACCCCACUUGAAACACAUAACAUACAUUCCAACCUAUGCUUUCAGAUGCAGGAGCUGACACGCUUCGAAAAUAUUCUCUAACAAUAUUUUACAAAAAAAAGGCUCUGAAUAAAGCUAGUGUUAAAAAAAAA
Molecule: messenger RNA, 2055 nt
Organism: Stegastes partitus (bicolor damselfish)
Lineage: Eukaryota; Metazoa; Chordata; Actinopteri; Pomacentridae
Product: ADP-ribosylation factor 4-like
Exons: 6
Coding region: 149-691 (180 amino acids)
Molecular function (GO): GTPase activity; GTP binding
Source: RefSeq, a predicted model, not a curated record